Messenger RNA from Equus caballus (horse), 6640 nucleotides. RefSeq names its product laeverin (gene LVRN). The record is from RefSeq and is a predicted model, not a curated record. Lineage: Eukaryota; Metazoa; Chordata; Mammalia; Perissodactyla; Equidae. Gene Ontology annotation, biological process: proteolysis; peptide catabolic process. Gene Ontology annotation, cellular component: cytoplasm. Gene Ontology annotation, molecular function: peptide binding; zinc ion binding; metalloaminopeptidase activity.
UUUUCCUGAUGACUGAUCUAUGUCCCAGAAUGACUCUUUCAGUGAGAUGUCAAACAUUUCACAUAAUAGUAUUUUCCAGUUUAUUUAUUAUUAACGUAAGCAUGACUAAACUGAUAUACUAUUUUGCAACUUCUUUUGAGUGACAUUAAUGACUUGGAAAUAUUUUCCCUUUUAAUAAAAUAUUUAAUUGCUGAAUCAUUUGGUGUGAUUUUAUUACUUUGAAACUCUUUGUAUGGUAGCCAACCUCUAUUUCUUUAAUGAAAUUAGAGAAAUGGAAUUAAAUACUCAUGUCCACAUACACUUUUCAGUGGAAUUUCUUAUAUAAAAUUGAGGAGAGGGAAACCUCUAACAUGAAUUUGAAGUAGUUCUGUUACUCCUUUGAUUUUAUUUUUUCUUGCCUUAGGAGUCUGGAAUCCUUCAAAGAAUUGUCCAGGGGCUGGUAAGACCAAUGAUUGAUUAGCUUCUUAUCUGUGACAAUCCCCAUCUAACCGUGACCUAAACCCAGAGACCCCUGCCAGCUCAGCAGCUCACAGUUCUGGCAGCCUGACUUGUGGUAGGUUAUGCGGAGAGCAAUAGAAAGAGCUUCUCCUCCCUCAGCUCUACUCAGGAUCUUCUGGGAGUGAUGCAUGUGGCCAUAAUUAUAUUUAAACGUGACUGUUCUGUUUCUGAAGAAAGCAAAUCAAACCUGUAAUCAGGAAACUGGUCCGCAGAUUACAGCACAACCACGUGCGUGAGCCUGGAAGACAAGUCUCCUUGCUCUUCUCUGAGGGUUUUUUUUGUUGUUGUUAAUGUGAUUAAUUUCAGUUCAAGGAGCAGGGAACAUCACAUUUUCCAGGAGAAUCAUCUUGGUUUACCCCGUCUCUCAACUCAGGUGGAAGGGUUUCCUCAAUCGGAAGGGAGAUACAGUUCAAAGCAGGAAAGCGAAGACCGUUUUAUGACUCCGACGGAAAAACUCUCUUCGUUCUGAAAAAACCGAAGGCGUCUAAAGACAGGAUACGCUCAAAUAAAUCUUCAGCCAGCAACAGGAUCUGUAACCAACCUGUCCUGCCUCUUCCCCAGCGCCCGCUGAGUGCUUGCAACCCUGUUCCCAGUUCACCCAGCGGGCGCGUGCGGAGUCGGCCCUCGGCUCGCGGGCGGGGGAAGGCUCCCAGGGCGCCCGCUAAAUAGCAAACAGAUGCCGGACACGCCGGAGAUCUCACGGACCAGGGCACCGCCGCGGAGACGAGUUCCAGCCCGGAGGCUUCCAAGGGAAAAGGCUGGCGGCCGCCAGACUGUCUUAGUCUCUUUGCUUGAAACGGGCUAGUUUUGAAAGCAGGGCGACCUUUUUCCCCGGGCAGGGGUGCAGAGAGGCAGAUCCGGCUCCAGGACUGGAAACCGCAUCCCAGCUGCCGAGGAGCUAAGUGGCGGCUUCCCGCCUGGCCCCUUCCCGAGGUAAAGCGGCCGUUUCCUUUCCUGCACCGGGGAGACCCAGACGCCACGCUCCCUGGCUUUAUGUCGCCCCCUCCUCGAGCCCCACUUCCCAAUCUCUGAAAGGCUCCAGGACUCGCGACCUUGUUUCCCUCCUCGCGCUUGCUGCCUGGGUCGCGUGAGUCCCGAGCUUCUUCGGGAAUUUAAGGCCAAAGGUUUGGCUCUGAAAGUUAGUUUUGACUGCGCCGCUGUCCCUCCCAGGGUCAUUUCAGAACGCGCCCCCAAAAGUCCUGGUGCUUAAGCCCCCACCGCACCCCCUAAAGCACGAAUCCCCGGGGUGGUGGCCAGCAGGUGUGCUGCCGGCAGCUCAUCACGGCAGUCGAGGAGCUGAGGAUGCUCUGUACCUGCCUCUUUUCCGACAACACUUGAAACCGCCCCGGGGCACACCCAACACAUCCCAUGAAUCCAAAUAUCCCUGACACAGGUGUCCGAAUUCGAGUUUGGUCCGACCCUCCCCUCCCCGCGGCGACGCGGGGAGCCUCUUCUGCAAGGUCUUUUCCUUCGGACCCGAAGGGGCGCGCGCUUCGGUGCGCUGGGUCCACCUCUUCCCUAGGCUCGGGCGGGGGCGGGGGUGGGUAGGCAGGGACCUGGAUCUGAUUAGCUGGGAGGGGGAAAGCCGUGGGCCCAACUGCUCUCUCCUGUCUGCCGGGUUCCUCGAGGAGGAGGAGGAGGGACGGUACAAAAGAGGAGGGGCAGGGGUCCCAUGCCUGAGCGCCCGGGCCUGUGGUUUGAACCGCCGCCGCCGUCACCGGGCUCUCACCUCGCCCCCGCCCCAGGCCCCAGCCAUGGGGCCCCCUUCCAGCUCCGGCUUCUACGUGAGCCGCGCCGUAGCCGUGCUGCUGGCCGGGCUGGCUGCCGCGCUCCUGCUGGCGCUGGCGGUGCUGGCAGCCCUGUACGGCCAGUGCGCGCGCGACCCGUCGUCGGAGAUGCAGCACCGCGGGGGCCCGGGCGCCGCGCCGGUCCCGCCCCGCAAGCAGAAGGAGCAGCCGCCGACCCCGAAACCUGGCCCCGCUCGUAAGCCGGCGGUGGCGGCCACCCCAAGCGACUGGCGGCCCCCAGGACCCUGGGAUCAGCUGCGCCUGCCUCCCUGGCUCGUGCCGCUGCACUAUGAGCUGGAGCUGUGGCCCCGGCUGCAACCAGACCAGCUCUCGGCGCCCGCAUUGCGUUUCACUGGCCGCGUGAACAUCACGGUGCGCUGCAUCGUGUCCACCGCGCGGCUGCUGCUGCACAGCCUCCUCCUGGACUGUGACAGCGCCGAGGUGCGAGGUCCUCUGUCCCCAGUCACUGGGGACGCCACCAUAGGCCGCGUGCCCGUGAACGACGUGUGGUUCGCGUUGGACAUGGAGUACAUGGUGCUGGAGCUCGGCGAGGCCCUGCAGCCCGGGAGCCGCUACAAGCUGCAGCUCAGCUUCUCUGGCCCAGUGUACCAGGACACCUGGGAGGGGCUCUUCCUCAAUCUCUACACAGACCAGGGUGAGCGCAGGGCACUGUUAGCAUCUCAUAUGGAACCAACAUUUGCCAGGUAUGUUUUCCCUUGUUUUGAUGAGCCAGCUCUGAAGGCAACUUUUAGUAUUACAAUUAUUCAUCAUUCAAGUUAUGUGGCCCUUUCCAACAUGCCGAGGCUAGGUCAGUCUGAAAAAGAAGAUGUGAAUGGAAGCAAAUGGACCGUUACCACCUUCUAUACUACACCCCUCAUGCCAACUUAUUUAGUCGCAUUUGUCAUAUGUGACUGUGACCAUGUCAACAGAACCGAAAGGGGCCAGGAGAUAAGCAUCUGGGCCCGGAAAGAUGCCAUCGCCAAUGGAUAUGCAGACUUUGCUUUGAACAUCACAGGUCCCAUCUUCUCUUUUCUGGAAGACUUAUUUAAUAUUAGUUACCCUCUUCCAAAAACAGAUAUAAUUGCCUUGCCUACUUUUGACAAACGUGCAAUGGAAAAUUGGGGACUACUGAUGUUCGAUGAGUCAUUAUUGUUGCUGCAACCAGAGGAUCAGCUAACAGAAAAGAAGACUGUCAUCUCCUCCAUUGUCUCCCAUGAGAUCGGACAUCAGUGGUUUGGAAACAUGGUUACCAUGGCUUGGUGGAACAACCUCUGGCUCAAUGAGGGUUUUGCAUCUUAUUUUGAGUUUGAAAUAAUUAACCACUUCAAUCCUAAAUUCCCAAGAAAUGAGGUCUUUUUUACUAACAUUUUAUAUGGUGUCCUCAAAGAAGAUCACGCCCUGGUAUUUAGAGCUGUAUCCAUGAAGGCGGAAAAUUUCACAGAAACGGGUGAAAUAAAUGAGAUUUUUGACUUAUUUACUUACAACAAGGGAGCGUCUAUGGCCCGCAUGCUUUCUAGUUUCCUGAGUGAGAGUCUGUUUAUCAGCGCACUUAAGUCCUAUUUGAAGAUAUUUUCUUUCUCAAAUGCUGAGCAAGAUGAUCUAUGGAGGCAUUUUCAAAUGGCCAUAGAUGACCAGGGUAAAAUUCUUUUGCCAGCAACAGUGAAAAGCAUAAUGGACAGUUGGACGCACCAGAGUGGUUUUCCAGUUAUCACCUUAAAUGUAUCUACUGGCGUCAUGAAACAGGAGCCAUUUUAUCUUGGAAAGGUUAAAAAUCAGACUCUUCUAACCCACAAUGACACAUGGAUUGUACCUAUUCUUUGGAUAAAAAAUGGAACUACACAGUCUUUAGUCUGGCUAGAUAAUAGCAGCAAAGUAUUUCCUGAAAUGCAAGUUUCGGAUUCUGAGCAUGACUGGGUGAUUUUGAAUUUGAAUAUGACUGGAUAUUAUAGAGUUAACUAUGAUAAAUUAGGCUGGAAGAAAUUAAAUCAACAGCUUGAAAAAGAUCCUAAGGCUAUCCCUGUUAUUCACAGACUGCAGUUGAUCGACGAUGCCUUCUCCUUGUCUAAAAACAAUUAUAUCGAGAUCGAAACAGCACUUGAUUUAACCAAGUACCUUGCUGAAGAAGAUGAAAUCAUAGUGUGGCAUGCAGUUUUGUUGAAUCUGGUGACCAGGGAUCUUAUUUCCAAUGUGAACAACUAUGAUAUAUACCCAUUAUUAAAGAAGUAUUUAUUAAAGAGACUUAUGUCAAUAUGGAAUACUUAUUCGACUAUAAUUCGUGAAAAUGUGGCAACAUUGCAAGAUGACUAUUUAGCUCUAAUGUCACUGGAAGAACUCUUUAGAACUGCGUGUUGGCUGGGUCUUGAAGACUGUCUUCAACUGUCAAGAGAGCUCUUCAGAAACUGGGUGACCCAUCCAGAGAAUGAAAUACCUUAUCCGAUUAGAAAUGUGAUUUUAUGUUAUGGCAUUGCCUUGGGAAAUGAAAAAGAAUGGGACUUUUUGCUAAGUAUCUACAAUAACAAAACAAAAGAAGAAGAAAGGAUGCAACUUGCUUAUGCAAUGGGCUGCAGUAAAGAUCCAUGGAUACUUAACAGAUAUAUGGAGUAUGCCAUUGCUACGUCUCCGUUCACCUUCAAUGAGACAAAUAUAAUCCAAGUUGUGGCGGAAUCUGAAGUUGGCCGGUACAUCGCAAAGGACUUUUUAGUCAACAAUUGGCAAGCUGUGAGUGAAAGGUAUGGAGCACAAUCGUUGGUUACUCUCAUAGAUAUAAUAGGGAGAACCAUAAGUACGGAUUCACAGAUCGUGGAGAUGCAGCAGUUUUGCAGUAACGUGUUGGAGGAGCACCAGAGGCUCUCGAUUCAUGCCAAGUUACAGACGAUAAAGCAGGAAAAUCUGGAAAAGAAGAAGCGAAAUGCCAGGAUAACUGCGUGGCUACGGGAAAACACAUAAGUUAGCGGCUACUUCCAGCUCGCCUCUUGCAUAUUAUAAUGUAGCUUGCUCACAGUUUGGUUUUCCCACACUUUGUGAGUCUGGAAAACCACAUGUUUUGUUAUUUGUAUUUCAGUACACUUACUACCUGUUCUUCCCUUCUUGUCACAUUUGGCCCCAAGGCUCAGCCAUUGCUGAGGAUUUUGCCAACCCUGCUGUAUUUCCGGGGAAGAUUUCACUUCAUGUUGGGCUAUAAAACCACAGAAUUUACUUUAAAUGCCUGGUAAAAACAGUGGAGUAUGAAAUAAGUGGCUAAAUGAACACAUUCUUUUCUGAGGGAAAUACAGAUUUGCAAUACUCUAAGGCUUAUUUAGUUCAAUAUUUAAAAGCUCAAUGAGCAAAUAACACAACAAUGUAAGGAAACAGAAUCCAGAAAAAUAAUAUUCACUAGAAGACAGCAAAGCCAAAGAAAAUCAAGUUUUAAAAAGAAGGAGCAGACAAUUUUAUGAGCCAUAUUAAGUGCCCUAAAGGCAAGAAAUGUGUCUUUUCCUGCCCAUUUCUCUCUCCCCACAGUGGCUGCUGCAUCGCACCACACUUACUGGCUACUGAACUUUAUGGAGUCGCAAAAAGACUUAGGAUUGUAGGAUCCGUGAAGUGCCCUUGGAAUCGCUGUUGUGGAGGCCAGAGUGGAGGGGAGGGCUCUGCCCUGGAGCUCGACUGUGCAUUCAUCUGUGGGAUGGAUGCUCUUUCAACCAGUUUAUGAGCAAAAUUAAUGACGUCAACAGACCGUAGCAAUUAUGGGCUAAUCUUCAGCACAAAGGGAAAUUGUCAAAUAAGUAGAAAUAGAACUAAAAGGCUAACCAGAGCAUAAUCUUUACAGCUUUGCACUCAGGGGAGUAAGUUUGAAACGUGGUUUCAUUUAGCCAAAUUGAACCUACUUGUAGUCUGGACAACUUUAAAAAUUUUGACCCAUCACAACUUAUGGAAUUAGCUUAGUUUUGUUACACCCGAUUAAAUCAGGACAACUAAGGCACAUCAUCCUACCCUAGACUUUGUGUGUAUAUGAUAUAAUUCUGUUUUAAUUUUGAUUUUGUUUUUGUAGAAUGGGGGUAAAACUACAGAUCUCCUAUCUACCUCAGAGCGAUAUUGUAAAGAUUAAGGAAUCCGUCAAUUAAAAGCCUUUAAAUGUGUUAUGUAAACUCAUGGCAAUGUGAUCUAAGGUUUCCCCCUAUUUCUUGUAUAAGUAAAUGUGGCCACAAAUUAAAAUGCAAUACACAGUUCACUUCUGUAUUCGCUUCACAAGAUGCUUCGAGGGUGAGUGGGAAGCUAUGGGACUUGGCCACGUGGAAAAAUCAUGGGUCAUGGGUCAGAGUUUUCUUUAAAUUUAGAAAUUUAAAAUUUAAGCAAUAAAUUAUCUCCGUGUCUUCAAA